Molecule: messenger RNA, 792 nt
Organism: Vicia faba (fava bean)
Lineage: Eukaryota; Viridiplantae; Streptophyta; Magnoliopsida; Fabales; Fabaceae
Source: the annotation of a GenBank genome assembly
AUGUGUAUCACGGUGUUCAUGUGGCAAUCUCAUCCAAAAUACCCUUUCCUCCUCUUACUCAACAGGGACGAAUUUUAUUCUCGCCCUACUCAACCGUUGGCGUGGUGGGACGGUGAAACAAUCUUGGGCGGUAGGGAUGGACUCUGCGGUGGUACGUGGUUGGCUUCCACCAAAGAUGGCAGGCUUGCUUUUCUCACCAAUGUUAGAGAACUCCAAAACAUUCCACAAUCUAAUACCAGAGGGGAUCUUCCACUUCGUUUUCUCCAGAGCAAUAAAAGUCCCCAAGAGUUUGCAGAGGAAGUGCUCAAAGAGGCUCAUCUAUACAACGGAUUUAACCUUGUAUUAGCUGAUAUCUGCACCUCCACCAUGGUUUAUGUCUUCAAUAGACCAAAGCACGGUUAUCUUUAUGUUACUCCUGGAAUUCAUGUCUUAACUAAUGCAUCAUUGGACGCUUCUUGGCCAAAGGCUGAACGGUUGCGCCAUAACUUCCAAGAGCUUAUUAAUGAGUAUGGCGAAGGUGAAUUUCCAAUUAAAGAAAUGGUGGAGAAACUAAUGACAAACACAAUUAAAGAUGAUAAAGAGUGCAUGCUACCAGGUAUUCAUCCUCCAGAAUGGGAACAUCGUCUGAGUUCGAUAUUUGUCGACACACAACUUCCCUCGGGGCCAUAUGGUACUAGAAGCUCCUCUGCUUUGUUUGUCACAUCAAACAAAGAAGUCACAUUCUAUGAAAAACAUCUCGAACAAAAGCAAUGGAAAGAGAACACGGUAACCUAUCAGAUCGGUGAGGCAUAG